GUUUGAGGCCGCACAGCCGAAAGAUCUCACAGGAUGAAGGGAUGGCACCGCUGCCUCGUGUGCCAAAAGGUCUUUGAGCGCGAAGAGACGUGGCUCCAGCACGUCGACCGCCACGAGACGCAGCGCUUGAACCGCGAGAAGCGCUUGCGGAGCGAAGACAUCGACCAGCGGCUGGGCCCAUUGCUGCCCCGCGCCACCGAGGCUCCCGUUGCCCGCCCGCGUUUUGCGCCGCCGCAAGCGUAAUGCAUGCAUUUGCUCUAGUCGCCGACACUCGCGUAGCAUAUAAUCCAUGUAUUGAUGACGAUGCAACAA
This is a messenger RNA of Saprolegnia diclina VS20, 312 nucleotides long. RefSeq lists its product as hypothetical. The coding region runs from base 34 to 243 and encodes 69 amino acids. The transcript has a single exon. NCBI's taxonomy places the organism in Eukaryota, Oomycota, Saprolegniomycetes, Saprolegniales, Saprolegniaceae. The record is from RefSeq and is a predicted model, not a curated record.